UUGCAGGAAACGGUUGGGAGACGGUUGCGGGGCUGUGAUGCGGCGCCUUUAAGAGGGGCCUCGUGCUGUGUCGCCCCCCUCCCCGCCUCCUCGCCGCUCCCCUCCCCUCAGCGCCGCGCUCGGCAGCCAUGGGCUCUCCGCCGUCACGGCCGCCGCUCCCGCGGGCCACCGCGCUGUUGUUGGCGGCGGCGCUGCUGCUGCUGCUGGCCCCGGCGGGGCUGCGCGCUGCUCCGGAGGAAGAACCCGCCAGGAAGAAGGAGCCGGCGCCGCCACCGCCGGCGGCGGCAGCGCAGGGAGCCGAGCCGCGGGCUGAGAAGGGAUCCUCGCCAGUUGCUCCUGUUCACACUGUCAAUGAGGAGUCAGCUGACAAGACGAAUUUGGGCUUCAUUCAUGCAUUUGUGGCUGCUAUAUCGGUCAUCAUCGUAUCCGAACUGGGGGAUAAGACCUUCUUCAUUGCAGCCAUCAUGGCAAUGCGGUACAACCGUUUGACUGUGCUGGCUGGUGCUAUGCUUGCCUUGGGACUGAUGACAUGUUUAUCAGUUUUGUUUGGCUAUGCCACCACAGUUAUUCCUCGUGUGUACACAUACUAUGUAUCAACAGCACUGUUUGCAAUUUUUGGCAUCCGAAUGCUUCGUGAAGGCUUGAAAAUGAGUCCAGAUGAGGGUCAAGAAGAGUUGGAAGAAGUUCAAGCAGAAAUUAAAAAAAAAGAUGAGGAACUUCAGAGAACUAAACUGUUAAAUGGGCCAGGAGAUGUGGAAACAGGGCCAGGCACCACUAUACCUCAGAAGAAGUGGCUGCACUUUAUUUCUCCAAUCUUUGUUCAAGCUUUUACUUUAACAUUUUUAGCAGAAUGGGGCGAUCGUUCCCAGUUAACAACCAUAGUCUUGGCCGCCAGAGAGGACCCCUACGGUGUGGCAGUAGGUGGGACAGUGGGCCAUUGCCUCUGCACUGGUUUAGCAGUUAUUGGAGGGAGAAUGAUAGCACAGAAGAUUUCUGUUAGGACUGUGACAAUCAUAGGAGGCAUUGUCUUCUUAGCCUUUGCAUUUUCUGCACUAUUUAUAAGUCCAGACUCUGGGUUUUAAAAUUUUCGCCCUGCAAAGGAGCAAGGAUUGGAAGCAUCAAGCAGCCGUCCUUGUGCUGCCCUUUUUUGUAUAUAGUGUACAGAAUUGUAGUGAAACAAGCACUGGAGGGGAGCCACGGAACUUCCUGCAGUGAGCGGUGGCUGUGCCUGAGCCGUGGGCGGGCUCUGCUCGGCCAGCGCUGCCGUUCCCUCGUGUUCCGCCUCUGCCGAGUCCUGCUGGUCUGCUCUCCCAGGAGCUGAGGCUACUUCUUCUCUUCCUCUGUUACACAUGGCCACCUUUCCUGUUUCUUCACGAGCUGGUUCUUGAGGCUCCUCAGAGCAGACUCUGUCUUGUUCCAUGUUGUUCAACAGAAGGUGUUAAGAAGAACACUGCUGGCUCCCACUCCUAAGGACCUCAGUCCCAGGGUGCACACGAGGCUGAAUAAUCUAAGCAAGAAGAAACCCGGGAGCAGCUCCUGUACCACUGAGUGGCUUAGCCACCAACAGAGAGUUCAAUAAACUUCAUUUAGAGGGAAAACUUCUUAAUCAGGGAUUUUUAUCAGGAAAUUGCCGUGUGGUGAUUAACAACCUUCCGUGUUCCAUAUGCAAUCUGUGCACAGCUAUUAUUAUUUUACUUUGGUUUAUUGUUUUUUUAAAAUGUUGAAAUAUUAAAGUAUAUGGAAAGUAAUAAAAUGGUCCAACUUGAGGAUUUUCCAUUCCCAGGAUUGAACAGUAAUGAAAUUCUUAGAUUUAGAUGUGUUCCUGGGGUUUGUUGGGUUUUCUUUUUUUAGGAAUAGAAAUGUAAUCUGGAAGAGUUAUUAAUAAAACAUAGUGUCUCAAUUUGAA
This is a messenger RNA of Colius striatus (speckled mousebird), 1906 nucleotides long. RefSeq names its product transmembrane protein 165 (gene TMEM165). The transcript has 6 exons. Gene Ontology annotation, cellular component: Golgi apparatus. Gene Ontology annotation, biological process: manganese ion transmembrane transport; calcium ion transmembrane transport; Golgi calcium ion homeostasis. Lineage: Eukaryota; Metazoa; Chordata; Aves; Coliiformes; Coliidae. Gene Ontology annotation, molecular function: manganese ion transmembrane transporter activity; calcium ion transmembrane transporter activity. The record is from RefSeq and is a predicted model, not a curated record. The coding region runs from base 129 to 1082 and encodes 317 amino acids.